Molecule: messenger RNA, 2129 nt
Organism: Megalobrama amblycephala (Wuchang bream)
Lineage: Eukaryota; Metazoa; Chordata; Actinopteri; Cypriniformes; Xenocyprididae
Product: transmembrane protease serine 2-like
Exons: 13
Coding region: 1-1521 (506 amino acids)
Biological process (GO): proteolysis
Cellular component (GO): membrane
Molecular function (GO): serine-type endopeptidase activity; protein binding
Source: RefSeq, a predicted model, not a curated record
AUGCCCAUGCUGACCCUGUCCACCACUGAAAGCACCAACAGUGGGCACAUCCACGACUAUGUUUUUCAUGUGAACCGUGGUUUCCAACAUGAGGAGCAGCGGCCUCCUCCAUUUCCGCCUUCUUUUGGAAUAACUAUACCUCGGAUCCCUGUUCCCCAAAACCCACAGUUUCUAAAUCCCUCUCCACCAUACCCUUCAGAGAGAUGCUCUCCUCAGAGCCUCCAUCAGUAUGCUCCUCAAACAGCACCUGUUAAUACCUUCAACAUGACCACACCUGGACUCCAGAGUGAUGCUAUAGUUCACACAGCUUCCAACAGAAGAAAAUGGGCAUGGAUCAUUGGCACAGUCAUCAUCCUACUGGUCAUUGCUGGGAUCAUAGUUGGGGUACUUUGGUUUUUUGGUACGUCUGAGUGUUUGCAAGGGCGGCUCUGUAAAACUGAUAACACAUGCAUCCGCUAUUCACAGUGGUGUGACGGUGUGCUGGACUGUCAGUCGGGAGAAGAUGAAGCUCGUUGCUUUCGUCUGUAUGGAUCUAAUUUCCUUCUUCAGAUGUACACAAAUGUGAGCCAAAACUGGGAGUAUGUGUGUUCAGAUGAAUGGAAUGAUGACCUCGGAAAGCAAGCAUGUGAGGAGAUCGGAUACAAAAGGAACACGUAUGUUGGUUACAAUAUUUACUCUGGAUCACUGGACUACAUGCUGGUGGAGACAGAUUCUCUCAAUAUGUCCACAAGUUUCCUCAGUAAAAGUUCAGACUGUCCAUCAAACAAAUUCGUGGCACUCAGAUGUAUUGAAUGUGGACGGAGCAGCAGGAGCCGAAUCGUGGGUGGAAGCACGGUGAAUUCGAAGGGGGUGUGGCCAUGGCAGGUCAGCCUGCAAGCUUCUGGAUGGCAUUGUGGCGGGUCCAUCAUUACCCCAUACUGGAUCGUCACUGCAGCUCACUGUGUUCAUGAGAUUUCAAAUGCAAGGGACUUGACUGUGUAUGCUGGAUAUCUGACUCGUAGCGAGAUGCGGUCCGCCACCGGCAAUUCUGUAAGCCGAAUUGUCAAGCACGACUAUAACCCGAGAACCAGCGAUAAUGACAUUGCACUGAUGAAGCUAAAACGUCCACUCACGAUUACAUCGAACGUCAGGCCAGUGUGUUUGCCAAAUAAAGGCAUGUACUUCUCUGCUCCUCAAGAAUGUUACAUCACUGGAUGGGGUACACUGUCUGAAGGAGGAUCUUCCCCAGAAACCCUACAAGAAGCCAAAAUUCAGCUAAUCGACAGAACGAUCUGUAACAGCCCACAGGUGUAUAACGGACAAAUAACAGACACCAUGAUCUGUGCUGGCAAGCUGCAGGGUGGCGUGGACUCCUGUCAGGGGGACAGUGGGGGUCCUCUGGUCACAAAGGAGAAUUCUCUAUGGUGGCUGGUUGGGGACACUAGCUGGGGUGAAGGAUGUGCUCUCAGGAACAAGCCCGGAGUCUACGGGAAUGUGACCUACUUCCUUGACUGGAUAUAUGAACAAAUGCGGAAAUAUUAGAUUAUAUAUAUAUAUAUAUAUAUAUAUAUAUAUAUAUAUAUAUAUAUAUAUAUAUAUAUAUAUAUAAAGAAGUUUUGAGAAGAGCAACUGAUCCAAACCAAUGAAACUGACCGUGUCCAGGAGACUUUUUUUGUAUUCUUGUUUUUACUUAUUUUACUUUUUGUUUUCAUUCAAUUCAAUGUUUUCACAUAAAUCUAAAAGAACCAUUUAUUUAGUGCCAAUGAAGUGAAUGCUGAAUAUGCACUUUUCACAUUAUUUGAUGUAUGUUUUAUAUAAAGAACACAAUUGUACAAAUGUAAUACAUAAAAAUCUGUACCUGAUGAUGCUGUCCUACGUCACUGGAAAAAUUUCUUUCAUCUGGGUUUCUUUGCUAUUGCAACAAUUCAUAUUUACAUUCUUACUGUAUUUGACAAUAUAACAGGGUGUGAUAGGGCAAUACAACCACUCCCAUCAGCACUGUGGACUGACAGACUGUAUUGCAAAUGAGUUAUUUUAAUACAGAGCUUUAUGGAUAGCUGCACUUGUUUUUAACAACAUCAGAUGUAUAAGGGAAAGUAUAUAUCCUAGGUCCUCUGACUGCAUACAUUUCAACAUUUUUAAUCACUGUU